Messenger RNA from Cutaneotrichosporon cavernicola, 1098 nucleotides. RefSeq lists its product as uncharacterized. Gene Ontology annotation, biological process: zinc ion transmembrane transport; intracellular zinc ion homeostasis. The transcript is spliced from 6 exons. The coding region runs from base 1 to 1098 and encodes 365 amino acids. The record is from RefSeq and is a predicted model, not a curated record. Lineage: Eukaryota; Fungi; Basidiomycota; Tremellomycetes; Trichosporonales; Trichosporonaceae. Gene Ontology annotation, cellular component: membrane. Gene Ontology annotation, molecular function: zinc ion transmembrane transporter activity.
AUGUCCCGCCUCGCUGUGAUCCUCGCCGGCGCGGCGCUGCUUGUCCUCGUUCGGGCUGGUGCUGCGCAUGACCACCAGUCCAGCAUGCAGCAGUUCUUUGACAAGUUGUUCCCGUUCGAGAGCCCUGCGUAUAACUCGAUCCUCGCCACGUUCUACAUCUCCUCCGUACCCAACUUCAUCCUCCUCGCCGUCCCUGCCGACCUCGAGCCCAGCAGCCUCAACACCAUGAUCGCCUUCGCGACUGGCGGUCUGCUGGGCGACGUCUUCCUCCACCUCGUCCCCCACGCGUUCUUCGGGGAGCACACAGACGGUGCGGUGAAGGUCGAUGAGAAAAGGAACAUUGUCAUUGGCGGCGCUAUAUUCCUUGGUUUUGCGGCCUUCUUCGUUCUCGACAAGACGAUGCGCGUGCUGUCCCACGCGUCCGGCGGCGACGGCGACGGCCACUCGCACUCGCACUCUCACUCUCACGGUCACAGCCACGGCUCGUCGAGCUCGGUCGCCAAGUCCGAGGGUGAGCUGCGGAAGCGCAAGAACGGCGACGUCAAGGAGGUCAUUGUCGAGGAGAAGGAGGAAAAGAAGCAGCCGAACGCCUCGCUCCGCCUCUCUGCCUACCUCAACCUCUUUGGCGACUUUACGCACAACAUCACGGACGGUCUUGCCAUGGCAGCCUCAUUCUACUCGUCUCCCGCUCUCGGUGCGGUGACCACCAUUGCGACGUUCUGCCACGAGAUCCCGCACGAGGUCGCCGACUACUCAAUCCUCAUCAAGUCUGGAUUCACAAAGUACCAGGCGAUGGGGUCGCAGUUCUUCACGGCGGUUGGCGCAUUCGUUGGUACCUUCCUGGGCAUCUGGAUUGCGGAGACGGCAGGUGUCAACAACGAUACAGUCAUCAAGCCAGGCGACGGGAUCUUCGGUACCACGGCCACUGGCGCCGAGCUUGUUAUUCCCAUGACGGCUGGCGGCUUCCUCUACAUCGCGAGCGUGAGCGUCAUCCCUGAGCUGCUCGAGGAGUCGCGAAGCGCCAAGCAGGCGCUCAAGGAAUACGCCGCGAUGGCCUUUGGUGUGUUCUGCAUGGCUGUAAUCGCUUGGAACGAGUAA